AUGGAAAAAGCCCAGGCGGUAGCAAACAGCACAGAUGUCAGCUCAUCACUUGAGCAGGCAGUUGGCGAUAUUCACCAAAUAGGGUCUUUGAGAACCAUCACGUCGAAAAGGGCUGGUGAGGUCAACUUCAUUGACGCAAAGCGUGCGCACGGCGACGCAGAGCUUCUGGCAGAAAUCGGUUACAAACAGGAACUGAACAGGCACUUCAGCACUGUGCAGGUGUUCGGUGUAGCAUUUUCGAUCAUGGGUCUGCUCCCUAGCAUUGCGUCCGUGUUGGCAAUCGGCAUGCCAGGAGGCAUGGUAUCCCUAGUAUGGGGAUGGUUCAUCGCAGGCAUCUUCAUCUUGGCCGUCGGGUGCGGGAUGUCCGAGCUGGCAUCGGCUAUUCCAACCUCCGGUGGGCUUUACUACUACACAUAUUACUACGCGCCUCAGAAAUACAAGGCAUUUUUUAGUUUUGUGAUCGGCUACUCAAACUCGCUGGCGCUUGUCUCGGGUCUGUGUUCUAUCACUUAUGGUCUGGCAGAAGAAAUCUUAUCGAUCGUGGUUGUUUCCAAGGAUGGCGACUUUACGAUUACGAACGGCAAGACGUAUGGAGUGUUCGUGGCUGGCAUUGCAGCAACCACAGUCGUCACCUCUAUCGCCACUGUCGCGGUGUCGAAGCUACAAACGGUAAGUAUUCUGGCCAAUGUGGGCUUGAUUGUGCUCUUCUUCAUUGUGCUGCCCAUUGGCGUGGCGAACACAAAGGGUCUCGAUUUUAACGACGGGUCCUUCAUUUUUGGAAAGUGGCUAAACGAGACAACCUGGCCAGACGGAUGGCAAUUCAUGCUGGCUGGUCUCCAGCCCGCUAUUUGGACCAUUGGCGCCUUUGACUCCUGUAUCCACAUGUCCGAAGAAGCCAAGAAUGCCACCAAGGCUGUGCCUUUGGGUAUUAUCUCGUCUAUCAGUGUCUGCUGGAUUUUGGGCUUCCUAAUCUGUAUCGUUAUGGCAGCCUGCAUGGGCCCUGACAUUGACGCUAUCUUAGGGAGUUCAUUCGGCUCUCCGCUACCCCAGAUCCUGUACAACGCGCUUGGAAAGAAAUGGACGAUUGCCAUCAUGACCUUGAUCGCUGCGUGCCAGUUUUUGAUGGGAUGCUCGAUCUUGACUGCCAUCUCUAGACAAAUCUGGGCAUUUGCGCGUGAUGACGGUCUGAUGUUCUCUAAGUACAUCAAGGUGGUUAACAAAAAGCUUUCCUCUCCUCUAAGGGCCACUUGGUUCGGAGCCGUGUGCGCGCUUGUCAUCGGGUUACUGUGCCUGAUCGGAGGUACUGCCUCGAACGCCCUGUUCUCCCUGGGUAUCGGGGGCAACUAUCUCGCGUGGAUGGCUCCUAAUCUAUUGAGAAUGACUACGGGCAAGGACCUGUUCAGACCGGGCGCUUUCUACAUGGGGAAGACGUGGUCUCCAAUUGUGAACUGGACCGCCAUUGUUUUCCAGAUCUUCAUUCUGAUCAUGAUCAUGUUCCCCGCGGAAAGCAAGGGCAUCACGCCGGACGCCAUGAACUACACUGUAGUUAUUUGUGGCGGCGUGUGGAUCGGAAGCAUGAUCUACUUUUUCGUGUACAAAAAGAAGGCCUUCAAUGGUCCGAAGUCGAAUCUCAGCGACGAUGAGUAUGUGGAUGCCGUGGGUCAAGACGUCAUCGACCAGAUUUUGUCGCAUCAGAAAAGCGGCUAG
Molecule: messenger RNA, 1707 nt
Organism: Lachancea thermotolerans CBS 6340
Lineage: Eukaryota; Fungi; Ascomycota; Saccharomycetes; Saccharomycetales; Saccharomycetaceae
Product: KLTH0B08140p
Exons: 1
Coding region: 1-1707 (568 amino acids)
Biological process (GO): transmembrane transport
Cellular component (GO): membrane
Molecular function (GO): transmembrane transporter activity
Source: RefSeq, a predicted model, not a curated record